CAAAGAAGCACAAGUGUCAAGUCGCUGGAAUUUGGCAACAGAGAUUCGCAGGCAUCGCAACUCUACUGACGUCAGUAUGGAUUGACAGAGCGCCCCACUGAGAUAUAAGAGGGGUGGGAACAGCCACAGGAGUGUGUGCUAGCCUGUGUGUUUGGAUUUCCACCACUCCUUUUACUCUAACUUCAACACACACACACACAAACAUCCUGCCACAAUGUCACGGAGUGAACGGCCAUGGUCGGUGUACAGGGCAAACACUCUAGAUCUUGCCUCUGAGAUGCUUGGACUGGCACUGGAAGGAAACAGCCAAGACCCUGAUGAGCCAGUACUAGAGUUCAGUCUUGUGUGCAGUGAGCUGACCACACCGUCUCUGGACCGGAAACCCAACAGUUUUGUCGCUGUGAGCUGUACCACACCCCCUCAGGCUUUCUGGACCAAACAUGCGCAGACAGAGAUCAUUGAGGGUACAAAUAAUCCCAUGUUCCUCAGCAGUGUGGCAUUUUUCCAGGACUCCCAUAUUAACCAGCACACACAAGUCAAACUCUCUGUAUACGAUGUAAAAGAUCGCUCCCAAGGAACGAUGUACCUUCUUGGCUCAGCGAUGUUCCCAGUAAAGGAGCUUCUGCAGGAAAAGAAUCACAGACUUGACUUGCCUCUCAGGUCAGCAGAAAAUAAGCAUGUGGGUAGUAUUACAGUCAUUGCCUGGCAGCUAGAGGAGAAGAGAGAUCAGCAGACACCAAUCAAACAACUACAAGACACCAUCAACAGCAGGACUGUCCUUUCUGUGGAUGAGAGUCUGACAGAGUCUGUGGGAGUCAGAGCAAAAUAUGCCUCACUUUGGAAAGACUCCUUUCUACGAUCUGUGUUUGGGGGCACAAUGUCUCGUAUGUACCGUUUCCCCACAACUGAUGGGAAUCAUUUACGGAUCCUGGAGCAGAUGGCUGAGAGCAUCCUGUCGCUCAACAUCCCACGACAGUUCGUCAAACUCUUGCUGGAAGAGGAUUCUGCCAGGGUAUCUGAGCUGGAAGAGCUGGGCGAGUUAUCUCCGUGUUGGGAGAAUCUUCGCCGGCAGAUCGUGACGCAUUAUCAGAGCAUCCUUCUGACCUAUCAGGACACACUCACGGACUUGCAGGAUUACAAAGGUCCAUCAUUCAAAGCCAGUAAUCUGAAAGCAGAGAGGAAGUUAGAAUUUAUGCCCACCAACCUUCAUGUGCAGAGAAUGAGGGUUCAGGACGAGUCUGCCUUUGAUCACACCUAUGAUGUGGUGACGAUAGGGGCCCCUGCAGCUCACUGCCAGGGCUUCAAAAGCGGUGGUUUGCGGAAACUCCUCCAGAAAUUCGAGGAGGCAAAGAAACUCAGUGCCCUCUCCAGCUCCCAGUCCAUCGUCUAUAUCCCUCAGGAUAUUGUUCGUGCCAAAGAGAUCAUCUCCCAUAUCAACACACUCAAGACUCAGGUCAGCUACUAUGCUGAGCGCCUGUCCCGCUUUGCAAAGGAGCGUUCCGCUAAUGGCAUGGAGAGAACCCUUGCCAUCCUGGCGGAUAAGACACGGCAGCUGGUGAUGGUGUGUGACUGUAAGCUGCUAGCAUCUGCAGUGCAAGCCCUGAACGCAGCCAGACCAGAGUACAUCGCCUCUAAAAACUCCCCAUCGGCUGACUCAGAGCAGGUGAUGCUGAGGAAUGAUCAGGACACACUGCUGGCCACGUGGAGUGGCAGAAACAGUCGCUCGUCUCUUCAUGUUGAUUGGCAUGAGGAAGAGUGGGAAAAGGUGUGGGGGAAUGUUGACAAAAGUCUGGAGUGUAUAAUCCAGCGUGUGGAUAAACUGCUGCAGAGGGACAGACUGCAGAGCAGCAGCAGUGAGGACAUGUUUCAGGCUGACCAGCAGGGCGGCGCCAGUAAGAAAGGUAACAUGAGAAAACAAGCCUUCUGGAUCAACCCUGUCUGCAUGGAGGAGUCUUCCUCAGUCCCCGAACCAGAACAGCAGUCACCCUCACCACCAUCAUCAUCAUCAUCAUCAUCACCAUCUUCAUCCUCACCACCUAAUCUGAACCCUGCAUGCCAUACUAGUGCAGAACCACAUGCAUAUGGGAACAGCAGCAGUGGAGAGGAAAGUUACCCAGGUGAGUGGAGUGUGGCCCUUUAUCCCCUGUUAACGACUCUAACGGAGUGUGUGGCCAUGAUGAGUGACAAAGCCAAGAAGUCGAUGGUUUUCUUGCUCAUGCAAGACAGCGCACCCACCAUCGCUAUGGACCUCAACCUGCAGUACCGCCGAGAUGUGGUCUUCUGUCAGACACUCACAGCACUUAUUUGUGGCUUCAUCAUUAAACUGAGAAACUGUCUUCGUGAUGAUGGCUUCCUGAGACAGCUCUACACCAUUGGUCUGCUUGCUCAGUUUGAGUGUCUUUUAAGUACUUACGGAGAGGAGUUAGCCAUGUUAGAGGACAUGAGUGUAGGAAUAAUGGAUCUCCGGAAUGUGACGUUUAAGAUGACGCAGGCCAUCUCUACCUCUUCCCCUGACAUGCUGCCGGUGAUCACGGGAAAUCGCGAUGGGUUUAACGUUCGCAUUCCACUCCCGGGAAGCAUGUUUGACGCAUUGCCAAGGGAGAUUCAGAGUGGCAUGCUGCUGCGGGUACAGCCGGUGCUGUUCAACGUGGGCAUCAACGAGCAGCAAACACUUGCUGAGAAGUUUGGAGACACGUCUCUUCAGGAACUCAUCAACGUGGAGAGUCUGGCGCGACUAAGUUCUUACUACCAGCAAUUCAAGGAAGUUUUACCAGAGGACUGUCUUCCAAGCUCUCGAAGUCAGACGUGUCUCCCAGAGCUGUUGCGGUUCCUUGGUCAGAAUGUUCAUGCUAGGAAAAAUAAAAAUGUAGACAUCUUGUGGCAGGCUGCAGAGAUUUGUCGGCGACUAAACGGAGUGCGUUUCACCAGCUGUAAAAGUGCGAAGGACCGUACUGCCAUGUCAGUGACUCUGGAGCAGUGUCUGAUCCUGCAGCACGAGCACAGCAUGGCCCCACAGGUCUUCACGCAGGCCCUCGACUGUAUGCGCAGGGACACAGAAUAUUUGUUCCUUCCAACUCCAUCCUUCCUGUCCACGCUUUGAGCGAACCAAACACAAAUAAAUCACUCCUGUAGAGUGUGAUGAGAAUACAAACUGAUAAAACUUUGUUUGUUUGUUUGGCUGUCUGCUUGCCAGAUGUUCUGUGCCUAUGAAAUGAUAUGUUUUUCCCCAAACUCCCUCCUACUCGCUCAUCUACUGAUUUGAGGACAGACCUGAAGUUUCUUUUAUAGAGAAAGUGGUCUUGGGAUCGAUGCUUUUUUCACGCAUCGAUUAUCAGGAAAAAAAAAUCAGAUAUAAACCGGACAAUGUUUGGGACAAUAUGUUUGGGGGAAAAAGGGACUCUCCACCACGUUAAGCACCUGCACAUCGCCGACUAUAAACUUAGCUACACACUUUGUUAGUUAACUGGCCUGCUCCAACUUUUUAUUUGCGCUUUCCCCAAAACUCUCCCAUUUCUUUAUCCACCAUAACAUAAUAUUAUCCACAACGCUGCACAAAUGUAGGGGUGACAGAGGUGACAAUAACUUCGUAUUAAGUACAGUACAUGUUAUAUCACCCCCUUGUGGUCUCCCAAAGAUGUUACGCCAGACUACAUUAAACAGAAGGCCAACUGACUGUGAAUGGAAAAGCACAAAAUUUAGGCUUCUAACUUAAAUUUAAGCUAAUACAUUGAUACCUCAAAAACGCAUCAAGAAAAUAACAUGCUGAUCAGUUAUCGAUGUAUCGAUUUUAUGACAUUCCUACGAGAAAGUCAUGUAUACUGUAUGUCCUCCGUAUUAUGGAAGCUGAUGAAAGUUUUGUUGCUGUUGUUGAGAGAAAGUCUCAGUAUACUCAGCGCACUGUGCAUGAUCUGCCACUGCAUUGUUCUGCCAUGAAAGCCAGCAGUCUGUCUGUGCCUGAUAAGUUCCUUUCACAGGUUUACUCCUUAGCUGCAAAAACACUUUUGGUCUUUCUUUUUCUGUCACUUUAUCCAUGAGUCUAAAACAGAUGGAUCGACACCCUAUUGCCUUUUUUUCUAUCUCUUUCCAACUCUGGACACAGUGGAUGAGUGUUGCAUUGUUUUUAGCUUGUCUGUUUUGAAAUGGCUCUGUUGGUUUAUUGCAUGGUGGGAGGACGCAGCACGCUUGCAUUGCAUGGCCCAGUGCUGGCAGCAGCCAGCUUCUGGCAGACCCCCUUCUGACUAAUAUGGAGAAGCCAUCUCUCUAACUUUACUUUAAACACUCUUAAUAUUCUCUUUCUUUAUUCUCUCUCCUUCUCUUCUUUGUGUCUCUAUUGUAUUCAUUUUUCAAUGUCAUAUUGUCUGUUUAAUAUCUUUUGCUUUUACCUUGUUCUGUCAACUGAACGUGUGUUUGUGUUUGUUUGAUCUUUUUCUACUGAACAUCUGUUUGUUUUGGAUCCAUUUCUGACGGAUGGAUUGGACUUGAUGCCUUUUGUGCACUCACAUCAUCACGUCUGCACUUUAAUCCUUUUAUUGAAUUAAUUUUAUCAAUUCAACCACCUCAUUUAUGUUGGAACUACCUCUAUGGCCAUCCUUUGCAUGUCGUCCCAUUCUGUCUGGCCCUUUGUCCGUGCCCCUCUCUGCAGCAUUGGGACCAGGGAGGGGGUUACUCAGAAGAACCUGAGCGGCUUAUUGCCUGUACGUGACUUCAGGCUGGACCCCAGUCUGCUCUACUCUCUGCCCCUUCUGGCCCUGAGCCCAAACCUGCUCAUCGUUUGGGUGUUCCUCAGCAUAGCCUAUCUGCUGGCCAAACUCCGCUGCAGCUGAGCCUAAGAUCCCCUUUUUCCAGUCUUCAUGGCCCGCUUUACACCUGGCAUUAAUGUGCGUUUUGUUUAAAGAAAUAACGUUUUAAAGCACCCUGCGGAAAUAGACCGCGAACGAGAGGAUUUGGGGAGGGAAAUAAGAGAUGUGUCCAUGUGCAUUCCUGUUGAAUGGAGCACAGCAGUCUGGUUCCGGAAGUAUAAAUCACAUAAUUUUUUUCCAAAAGGGGAAUUGAUUAUUGCAAUACAAUCCAUUUUGAGUGAGAAAAAGACCAAAAUGUAACCUUUUUUACUAUAAAUGUUUUGACGCAUGCGCAGAGUGCUCUCUGAAUGAUGCAGUCGAGUCGGUCGCCCAAUCUCUUAAAAAUUAUGCAUGCAUGUGCACAUUUUAAUAUUUUGCAAUAUACUAUAAAUUGAUUCUGUACUUAUAAUUGACAACUUAAAACCUCCUAUGGUAUUGAAAAAUGGCACCUCCCUUUGGUAUUUGCAGUCAUUUUUGACUGGAAGGGUUAGAUGUGUUAGAAUUUUUAGAAAUCUUUUGAUGAUAAUGAUAAAAAACAAUUCUUCCCUGAAGUAAGAACAAUACAAUUAUGCAUUUCUUUUGGGAUUUUUUGCUAUUUUGAUCUUAUUUACAUGUACAUUUCUAAAUUGUACCAUUAAUUUGCAUAUACAAAUAAGCAUUUUUUGAAAAAAUAAAAAAUUCUGAACCUACAUUUCUAUAAGCUGAAACAUGAAGGAAAUAUGAAAAUGUGACAUAAAUUGGCAGCAGAUUGCUGCCAUCUGGUGAACAAAAUAUAAAUAACAUGACUUGAAAACCAGUAACAGCCAAUAGAUGGCUGUAGCCACCUACUGUGUAGUCUGAUGGCUUGUUGUAACCUAAUUUUAUAUUUUAUCACUAGAUAUGCAUUUGGAUAUAUAUUUAGACAUUACCAAACUAUUAUUUUGUCAAAGUUUAGCAUUUUAAAUUUGAUUUGAAGUGGUAGUUUUUGCAGUUAAUGUCAUUAUGCUUGCAAUCAAACCUGACCAUGGUGUUACAAAGAGAAUACACAGAAUAAGCAUUUUUCUACCAAUUAUUUGUUUCAAACAUCAAAAUUUAAUAUCUCAAAGUAAUUGCAUAAUAAUUUCAAGAAAAUGAACAUCAAGAAACAGAAAUUAACUGUAAAAUUCAGAAAUUUCAAUUAGAGUACAAAACAGAAGUGUGUGUGUGUGUGUGUGUGUGUGUGGGUGUAUAUGUUUUGCACUGUGGAUGUUUUAGAGUCUCACCCUGUAAUGUCUGUCUGUUUUUUUUCUGCAUUGUAGCUGAUUUAUUGAUUGUAUUUGACAGAUCAAAAAGAAAAUUGCUCUGUUUUUUGGGGGGUUUUUUGGUCUUUCCCAUUCGACCAUUUAUCGAAUCGAGCCCAAUUUUUUUUUUUUUUUUAUGUUCAGAUGGCAAAUGGUGGAAUAAGUAACCAAGUCUUGUACUGCUCAGAUAAAGGAAACCAUUUUUAUUAAAAUGAUGAAUACCAUAGGAGGGUUAAAUCAAUAGUUUUAUAUAUUUCUAUCAUUUUUAAAUCCAUGUAGUUCAUUCAUUGCACUCAUUAAAGACGUGAGGUACACAGUCUUCUACCUUUGUCUUUUUGUCCAAUUUUCAAAUAAUGUUUUGCUUCAAAUCAAUAUUUGAAAUCUUGCUAUUCACCUUGAAUCUGGUUUGUUUGGUUCAUAGUGUUUAACGCUUUUAUGAAGGAUUUGUAUUAAAUUCCUAUGGAAAAAAAUGAAUGGGAAAAAUACUUCCGGAACCAAGACGACUGAAGUCCACAGGCACGGUUGCGCUCUUAUCAUUCAUGGGAUAGUUUCAUGAAAUCACCAGAUUUUUGCGAUUGAUUAAAAAUUGACAACCCCAAUCAGAUGAUUGAUUAUUCAUUCAGUUAAAUAUAAAAUUAUUAUUUGGAGCAGAGCAUCUGAAUACUACUUGAUAGGUGCAUGCAGAUAACAACAAAGAAUUAAAAUGUAUACCUUCAUCGAUGGUUCAGAUCCAUUCAAGUCCACCUUCAAAUAUGGCUGCAGUGAUCCUAUCAAAAUCCGAUCACAAUAUGUGUUGGGUGCAUUACCAACUGGCUAUCCGAUUGUGCUCCGAUAGCAGGUGUAAAGGGGGCCAGUCUCUCGUUUCCUCGCACCAGCUAUCACAGCACUUCUUUUUUCUGUUCCUUCCUGCACUCACUCCUCCGUGGUAAGGAGCUGUGUGCAGACAACUCUGAUUUCUCUCUGGUUGAUAGCAGACUGCUUCCUUCGGCUCUUCUUGCUAACAGCUAGUCUAAAGGUCUUGAUGUUCCCUUCUGCCUUACCUCUCUUUUUUCUCUUUGCUUAUGUAAUCAUGGUUGACAUUAGGAAAAAAAUGUCAAGGAACUGUACACUCAUUUGUGACAUUACAAAUAUUCUGAAUUAUUUUAGAGGGUACACUGAAAAUAGAUAUUCAUAUAUAUUUAAGACUUUGAUUUAUUGAUUUAUUGCUAAAUAUUCUUAUAAUAUCAAACAGAUUUAUUUGUGUUAAAUAACUAUUUUUGAAGCACAUGUACAGUAUAUAACGUGCUGGUGGUCCAUGCCGUUUAUCGAGAUAUUGUUUCUGUAACCGUAUCAUGGAAUUCUAGUGAUUUUUGUGAUUGAUCUUUUUACGUCUUCCAUGUGUUUCUAUCUAAAUGCAAAGCUAAGGCCUAGCCAAAGCUAUUCUCAACUAUCAUCGCACUUGCUUAAAAAGUUUACUGCACUUUAGGCUGUUAAAUGUGUCCAUGUCUUCCCAUGUUUAGCAGGACAGAUUUUGCUCUUUCACCAUGAUGGUUUGCACUCACCAGUUUGCAGACACUUAUUAAAUAUGGCCAUUUAAGAUUGUAUGUUCAGUCAGGGAAAUCGAAAUAUGCAGUUAAGUUAUAACUACUUCUUUUAAUCAUAGUUAUGUUUGCUAUGAAAACUUUAUCAGUGAAACGUGUUUAUCACUGUCAGCUGAAUGGCAAUAGAGAUUUAAUGUAUAUGAAUCUUCAGAUUUUUCUGUGUUUUUGUAUUAUUAAAGAAGUGUUCUGGGUUCUGUUGACAGCAUCUGUGACAUGAUUACUACAGACAAUAAUUGUCAUCCCUCAUUCCUAAAAUUUGCAUGCGUGGAAGUCUUAGGGGCAUUGGAAGGUAUAAAAGCAAAAAGAAAUAUAUUAUUUUUGGUUGAACAUGGUCAUGCUGCACUAAUUUUGCACAGGUAAGAUUGGUAAGAGAUUCUGUCACACUAGUAUCAUGUUAACACAUACAGUGUAGUGUUUAAAUCCAUUUAAUCUCAACCGUUACAUUAUUUACAGAAAUGAUAUUUGAAAUUUGAAGGGUCUACAAUGUUACUGUAUUGUUUGCCAUUUCCUAUUGGGUCUUAUGAAGAACUGAGGAAAAUGUGUCUGUAUUUCUGCCCUUGACUGCACCUGGGAAGUUGGCAUUCGUUACUAUGACAUGUCAUGCAUUCAUGUGGGAAACAAAAUACAGAAGAAGCCAAACUUAAACAAUUACGCAUGGAACGAUGGCAAAAGCACUUUUUCUGUUGUACUGGUGAACAAACAUUAGUGAAAAUAAACCUGCAUCACUUAUAAACGACAUAUACUGUAUGAUUUAUUAAUGCAUGAUAUCUAACAUAUUAUUGAUGAAUUUGCUUAAACAAGCCGCGGAGGGUGAGUCAUUAGUUGACUGUCAUAUAUAACAAAUUAAUAUUAUUGAAAGAAAUGACAGAAGUUGAAAUAAUUUUGCAAAAUCAUUGCUUCCCAUUAUCUUUCAUGUCAACACACCUCUUCCAACGUCCCAACUCGUGUAUCAUCGAGAAUUCGGAGUUUCCCCACAUACGACUUUGCGGGGUGAUUCAUGUGCUCGGAACUUGGAAUUACGAUAUUUCUGACUCCACUUUAAGGGCACAUAUUUCCCGCUGGUUACAAAUGUGACCAAGAAUUAACCACAUACUUUACUUUCAUUUUUAUUUUAUUUUUCAGAAAAGGCAUGUAGUUAGUGUCAUUGGGCUCUCCGAGAAGUAAAAUACAUGUCUUCACUAAGCUGGCAAAAGAAAAGGGAUUAAAUGGGUUAAGUCUUUUGGCCAUACUUUCCAAACUGUGUGUAUUUUAACAUUUGUUCCAGUGCUAUACCUUGCCACGUAGACUUCCUUUGUAAGUGUAAUACUGUCAAUGCAAGUUUGUUCCCACAAAUUGAGGAAUGACCCAAAAGAGUUGUCUGUGGUAAUCAACAGCAUGCCUCAGAUUCUGUCGAUUUUCUACUUGCAUUGAAUCUAGAACAUUCCUUUUUAAGAUGUAUCUGUUUAGACGGUUUAGAAGUAACUUAUGCAGGACUGAUGAAUGGAAUGUAUCUGCUUUUGCCAAAUAUAAAUUAACCACUUUGUUUUUUUUUAGUCAUGAUAUCCAGGCUGCAAAGCUUCAGAAUUCUUCACUUCUUCAUAUUGUAUGCAAAUAUGCACUGUUACGAUUGGAAACUGUAUUAUUUAACAGGACUCACAAUUUAAUCCUGCAUCCCUGUGUGCCAAAUUAGUGCCAUA
This is a messenger RNA of Myxocyprinus asiaticus (Chinese sucker), 9353 nucleotides long. Its product is annotated as inositol polyphosphate-4-phosphatase type I A-like. NCBI's taxonomy places the organism in Eukaryota, Metazoa, Chordata, Actinopteri, Cypriniformes, Catostomidae. Bases 215 to 3100 code for a protein of 961 amino acids. Gene Ontology annotation, molecular function: phosphatidylinositol-3,4-bisphosphate 4-phosphatase activity. Gene Ontology annotation, cellular component: cytoplasm. The record is from RefSeq and is a predicted model, not a curated record. The transcript is spliced from 23 exons.